UCUCUCUCUCUCUCUCUCUAAUAUUGCAAUUAUUUCAUCUCGAGAUCUAUUACUCCAGAUAGCCACUUCUGCAUCUCCGCCGCCACGCCAUGGCGGGAGAAGGAUCUCCUCCGACCAAUCCGCCGCCGGCGAAACGCCAAAAGAAAUCGAGCGCGACCACCGCCGCCUCCCUCGGCUUCGACGUCCUGCUCGACAUCUUCAUGCGCCUCCCCUCCCUCGCCACGCUCGUCCGGGCCGCCCACACCUGCCGCGCGUGGCGCCGCGCGGUGGCCUCCUCCCGGGACUUCCGCCGCCGCUUCCGGGAGACGCACCCGGCGCCCCUGCUCGGCCUCUUCUUCGACCCUCCCGGCGCCGCCCAGGUCCCUGCUCUCCCCGUCUUCCCCUCCUUCGCCCCCUCCCGCGGCGCCGACAGGGACCAGGCCGCCGCCGUCCGUGGCGGCGACUUCUUCCUUACCUCCCUCCAGGAGCGCCCGGGCGGCCUCCACGGCUGGCACAUCCACGACUGCCGUGGCGGGUACAUCCUCGUCGGUAACAGUGAGAAGAAAACAAUGGCAGUACUGAACCCCAUGGCGCGACGAAGCGAAAGGUUCCUUGAUCUUGGCCAUGACCAUCAUGUGGACACCCUUCAUGGUACGCGCGGCUUCCCCCUUGUGUCCCACGACACUUGCCACCUCUGCUGCUCCAACUCCGAGGUGUCCCUCGACGGCCGCUUGCUCUGCUCCGAGGAAGACCCCAUGUCGUUCCGCGUGGUCACUGUUGCCCACGACAAGCCGUCCAGCAGGGUACAAGCGACGGUCUUCUCCUCUCGGACACCGGCGAGUGAUCCGUUCAUCCCUGGGUGGAUGUCCCGCUGACACCACUGCCAGAGGGCUUCAAGCUGUGGCCUCUCAACAGCAACAUUCAGGCGAACGGGAUGCUGUGUUGGGCUUACAACGAUCUGACACAGAUGCUCACACUUGACACGGCGACAAUGGAGUUCUCGGUGGCCGAGCUCCCUCGAUGCGUGAAGGCACUGGACUGCAGCUUCGUUGUUGGCGAGACGAUCAACGGCACGCCCUGUGUUGUCUAUACUAUGAAGUUCAGAGUCUGCCUGUUCUUGCAGACAUUGGACGGUGAUGGUGUCAAGAGGUGGGCAAGGGACAAGGCCACCUCCUUAGACCCACAACUUGAUGGGGUCCUGGGAAAACUGAAGGGCAGGUACAGCGAGCUCAAGGUUGUGGCAGUCAGGGAUGGGUUUGCAUACUUGGCAACAUCGAUGAAGUACCGUUCCGACAUGAUCCCGAGCUGGGUGUUGUCCCUCUGCUUGGAAACGAUGCAGUUGGAGAAGAUGUUUCAGAGGCCUUAUGAGUGUUGUGUGCACCCCUAUGUUAUGUCAUGGCCUCUUUCAUUAGUUGGUAACUACGGUUGUUUCGCCCUCAGAGAUGGCCCAUGAACUAUCCCUCCAUAGAAGCCACUGUAAAGCUUGCUAGUUCAGUUUACACGCAGUGCAUGUGGCGAAAGCAUCAAUUGUUUGGUAAACAGAGAAGCCUAUGAAAGAGGAAUAAUUAUUCUUCAGAUAAACUCAUUCUGUGUGUUUAUUUAUGUGCAACUUUCAACCAGCAGAGUAGCCGUUUUCAAAUUUGUUAAUGGGAAUUCAGUUGAAAUCUA
Molecule: messenger RNA, 1647 nt
Organism: Panicum virgatum (switchgrass)
Lineage: Eukaryota; Viridiplantae; Streptophyta; Magnoliopsida; Poales; Poaceae
Exons: 1
Coding region: 90-854 (254 amino acids)
Molecular function (GO): protein binding
Source: RefSeq, a predicted model, not a curated record